AUGCCUAACAAAACUUUCGUUUCUUGUAACGAAAAAGACGUACCUGGACGAAAAGUGAGUAAAGAGCGUGUAACCAUACUACCAUGUGCUAAUGCUGCAGGUACACACGCGCUUAAGAUGGUGGUCAUUGGGAAAUCUAAUAAACCAAGGGCAUUCAAAAACAUUGAUUUACCUGUACACUAUUACGGACAAAAAAGUGCAUGGAUGACAAAAGACCUUUUCAAAAAGUGGUUUGAUGAAUGCUUCGUACCUGAAGUUAGAAAAUGGUUAAAAGAUCAUAAUUUUCCUCAAAAAGCGUUGUUGCUUCUUGAUAACGCUCCCGGUCAUCCGUCUGAAGAAGAACUGACAACUGAGGAUAAAUGCAUCACUGCGAUGUUUCUUCCGCCAAAUUGCACUGCACUGAUUCAACCAAUGGACCAGAACAUCAUUCAUCAGUCGUGGAGUGCGUUACCGUCAUCAACUAUUAAAUCGUCUUGGAAAAAGUUAUGGCCAGAUAUAAUCACCACUCCUAGCAACGAUCCACAAAUCAGUGUAACUUCGGAAGUUAUAGAACAAGUCUCUACUGAAACACAGAUAAGUCCGGAAGAUUUGGAAGUCUGGUACCGUGGAAUGGAUAAAGAAGAAAAUGUUUUUCUUGAAAUGUCUGACAAAGAUAUUAUAAAAGAGGUUUCUAAUAAUACAACAAACGAUCAGGAAGAUAACGACGACGUGAUUGCAACUGCUCCACAAGUCACAGAUCAAGACGCAGUUAACGCUUUUGAGCUAGGUUUACAAUGGGCUGAAGAGAAUGGUACAUCCUACAACGAACUUUUACUUUUGAGAAGACUGAGGGACAAAGCUCUGAUCUCGCGUUAUAACAACCUUAAACAAAAAAAAAUUGAUGAAUAUGUAUUUCAAAGCUUCAUAAUUUGA
Messenger RNA from Galleria mellonella (greater wax moth), 912 nucleotides. RefSeq names its product jerky protein homolog-like. NCBI's taxonomy places the organism in Eukaryota, Metazoa, Arthropoda, Insecta, Lepidoptera, Pyralidae. Bases 1 to 912 code for a protein of 303 amino acids. The record is from RefSeq and is a predicted model, not a curated record. The transcript has 2 exons. Gene Ontology annotation, cellular component: nucleus. Gene Ontology annotation, molecular function: DNA binding.